AUGUCAUCUUUAAAGUCCACAAAAAGAAUAUAUACUUCUUUAACUAAAUUACAAUCAAUUGAAGAUAAUAGUAUUUAUACCACUUUUAAAUGUUCACAUCAAGUUAAAGUUUUCCUAGUUAAUGAGGUAUUAAAAAUUUAG
Funneliformis mosseae is the source of this 141-nucleotide messenger RNA. Lineage: Eukaryota; Fungi; Glomeromycota; Glomeromycetes; Glomerales; Glomeraceae. The record is from the annotation of a GenBank genome assembly.